AUGAGGUUUAUAGUUUCUCAGUUUGUGGACAUGUAUUAUUUGACUGUGGAAGGAAUAAAUGCAACUAAUAACAUUUUUACUUCUGGACUCCAACUAAGUUAUUUUAUUGGCCAGUGUAUUGUUGCAGCAUGUACUCGCAUUGUGGAAAUAUUGUAUGCUGCCUUGCAGUUGACGUUUUCAGUUACUUCCAUUCUGUACGAAGAUUACUGUUUCUUUGUCGUUGAUUUUAUUUCGAAAGUCAAGUGGAUAUUCAGUGGAUUUAACUACAUAAUCUUUAGGAUUUGGACAUGUGUUCAGCAGUUUUUGGCAACUUUAAAAAAUUUAUUUGAAUAUGUAGGGUAUUGUUUCCAUGCAAACUUGGAGUUCCUUGUGACUAUUGUAGGAAAAGGUGGUUCUUCUUUGUACUACACUGUGGAGACAAUUAAACAAGCUUUAAUUUUUACGGGCAGUAGCAUUUGGAAUUUUGUAAGUGUUGUACCUGUUGGUAUUAUUUAUACCAUUACAUUAUCUUUACAUUUUAUUAAAGAGGGUGUGUUAGAAUUAUAUCUCACAGUAAGCAAUGUGGGACUUGCUAUUUUAAAUUCUGUGCACAAAUUGGUUUUAUUUUUUUCUGACAUACCUGUGGAAGCAGCUUUUGGCCUAUUUCUAGGCCUUAUUGCAUUUUGUUUGGUGAUGAAACAUUUUAAUGGUCUUAUUCGGUUGUCAGUGGAUGUAAUAGUUUCAAUUUGUUGCUGCCGCGCAAUAAAUGGUUUGUGGAUUCUUGUAAAAGAUUUUUUGUCACCUCUUUUUCCUAAUCGUAGAGAUUCUGAUGCUGUUUGGGAGUUUUCACAAGAAAGGCAAGUUCCUGUAGAACCUUGUUCUUCAAGUGCAUGUACAGUCAGAUGUUGUGAUCAUGAACAUGAGCGUGCCAGUAAAUUGUGUAUUGUAUGUCAGGAUAAAGAGAAGUCUGUGAUUAUUCUUCCUUGCCGCCAUGUGUGUUUAUGUACAGUGUGUUGCACUAUUAUUCAAGAGGAGUAUGGUGCAUGUCCUGUAUGUCGACAGCGGGUAGAGAGAACAAUGACUGUAUAUAUGUAA
This is a messenger RNA of Gryllus bimaculatus (two-spotted cricket), 1074 nucleotides long. The record is from the annotation of a GenBank genome assembly. NCBI's taxonomy places the organism in Eukaryota, Metazoa, Arthropoda, Insecta, Orthoptera, Gryllidae.